Messenger RNA from Nicrophorus vespilloides, 9305 nucleotides. Its product is annotated as titin homolog. Lineage: Eukaryota; Metazoa; Arthropoda; Insecta; Coleoptera; Silphidae. Gene Ontology annotation, cellular component: nucleus. Bases 185 to 8815 code for a protein of 2876 amino acids. The transcript has 7 exons. The record is from RefSeq and is a predicted model, not a curated record. Gene Ontology annotation, molecular function: DNA-binding transcription factor activity, RNA polymerase II-specific; sequence-specific DNA binding. Gene Ontology annotation, biological process: regulation of transcription by RNA polymerase II.
GUUCUAGUCUAAUGGAUCGGUGCACGGAUUGCUUCGACAUCCCGUGGACCUAGAGGAAGCGGAGCCCUGGCCCCAGAGAGAGAGAGAAAGGUGGGUCGAGUCGUCGAACCACAAUGAAAAGGUCUCAACAUAAGGCCUUAACGAAUAUUGAAUUUCAAUCUCAUGACUGCUCUGUUCAUUUGAGAUGGUAAAUAACGAGAUGUCGGAGGAAUUGGAGGCUGGGGAAGGGAGCGUCGGGGAGGAGAGUUCAUCGAAUGUGCUUCAGUCGGCGGCCGAUCUGAAGGCGCCAUCGCCCGUGCUGGCCAAAGAGACGAUGGCGGAAAGUCAGCCCUUAAACGAGGAUGAAGACGCCGAGAGCGUUAGACUGAGUCCGACUAGUCUAUUCUGUAGUCUGCCUUUGAACAGGGACGUGCAAAGUAUCAUCGAUACCUUUCCAAAGACUGAAGCCGAAAGGGCAGCCGCCGGCGGCAAGAAGACACGGAAGAUUCCUUGCCUCUAUUGUGACCGCACUUUCGUGGCCGACAAUCUUCGCCAGAAGCACAUCGAGAGGUGCCACUCCAUUAAGCAGGCCAGGAGGUCGAGCUCGAGGAUCCAGCAGACGUCCACCACCUCGACAUCAUGCCUGUUCUGUCACAAACUUGUGUCGACCGAUCAGGAGUUGGAGGACCUUUUCGAUCAUUUGGCCACGGAACAUGCGGAUAAAUACUUCGGGUGCUUGCGGUGCAAGGAGCGCUUCACUCAGCUGACGCACCUCGAGGAACACAACGAGGAAGCACACGGCAUUAAACGCGAAAUCAAAGUGCAAUCGUUCGAAGAACCAAGUGACCUGACAGUGAGUACUGGUAGUGCAAUUAUCGAUAGUGUAAUAAAGACGAGACACAAAAGCAAAAUUAAAUUGGAGCCAGAAGCAUCGGAUAACAAGCAGAUCGUGAAGAAACUUUCACCAUCACCAUCAUCUUCAUCGUCAUCAACAUCUAAAGUUGCGCUAAGUCAAAAGGACUUGCGCGGCAAGCGGAUCGCACUGAAGAGUACAAAAUUAGGAAUUAAGCGAAGCACCCGUCUACAGAACAAAGUGAUCCCAGCGAAGCCGAAGAAGAAACCCAAGGAAAAGCCAGCCGAGGAGCCGAAACCAGAACCCAAGGUACCACCGAAUGAGAAUCCAUAUCCCACGUUCGACGCAUUCUUCAGAGUCAAGAAGAUCACCGACCACUCAAUUGACAACUUGCGUAUUACCUCUUUAACGUUUAACGACGUAUUUGAUCAGGCUUUCUUCACUAGGAUCAAAUGUAACAUCCGCGAAAAUCUUCUCAACCACAUUGAUGGAAAACUGUUUAAUAAUGAAGAAUCCGAAAGUCGCAUUUCAAACUUCGAGAAAACUCAACCGGAACAACAGGCGACCGAAAAUUUUGGUUGCGAGAUAUCUUUAAAUGCCGCUACUCCUGCACCCAGUCUUCUUACAACUCAGUUCGGAGAAGAUCCCGAGUCUCAGAUAGAAUACGGCUCUAAAGCCUCCAAGAAGAAAACCACACCGAAAAAGGAUGAGGUUCAUUACAAAUACUUCACGCGCAGAAAAUAUCAGGCCAGCAUUUUGGAAAGCAAAGAGAACAGGGACUUGUCGAAGCUGGACAUGUGGACGCAAUAUGUGAUAAAAAACAGGCAACAGCAAAUCAUAGAAAAGACGAAAAGUGACAAAGAAAAGCAAGAGUACAAGAAAGGCGACGAAUUUAAAGCCAAGUUUCAGAACGACGAGUUGAACAAGAUCUUGGAUCGACGUGGACCGUUCGAGGAUCUCAAAGAAGAGGUGAGCAAGAAAGCGGCGCUCGAGGGAAAUUUCAAUCCGGAAGCACAGUCCGAUGUUAGCUGCAUCUUGGAGGAAAUACUCGGUGACGUAUUUGGAAAUCCGGCUGAAGACGUUGAAAUUAAGACGGAACUGACGGACGCGGAAAUCCCGAGCUAUCUCAAUUUACGGAAGGCCACCAAUGAAAGUUUCAUCGAUAGAAGUGAUAAGAUUACAUUGAUCUGCUCGUCGCAGGAAACGGAAAACUUCGAGGCGCCAGAAAUAGCGCCCCGCGACAAGAACUCUCUCGUCGAGUUAACAGGAGAGUGGGCUAGGUCCAGGCUUUACAUAUGCGCCGCUUGUGGUCUCAAAUGCGAAACCAUCCGUUUGCUGCUGGACCACAAGAACUGCAUCCAUUCCAACGUGUGGUGUCAGCACUACGAGUUCGUCGGCAACCAGGGCAAGUUUUACAAGCACCUCAGCAUACCAGGUCUCGGAAAAAUGGAUUAUUUGGAGGCUAACUCCACCUACAAAGUGUGGAAGCGGAGCGAAGCCCGAACAUGCACCAAAUGUAACAAACAGUGUAACAGCUUGGGCGAAUUGCAUCGGCACAUUCUGGAAUGUGGCGAGGACUGGAGCUGGAUGCUGGUGCGGAAAAAAUGCAAAUAUCGACCGUUCGGCGCGAAAACUAGAAAAAAACGGAGAGGGCUAUUCAAGAGGAUCAUUAAUAAAGAAAAAGUCACAUCCGACGUGAAUCGUGAAAAGAAACCGUGCAAGAAAAUAGAAGGGCCCAGAGUCAAACCGAGCGACGCCGAGACUAUUCAAAGGAUGUUGGCGAAUUUACCGGCAAAGAGGGCCACACGGAAGAUAAUGAGCUUGAAGGACGGAUUUCCCAAAGCGAAGAAGACAACAAAACCUGAUAAAGAAGCAUCUCUGGCACACAAGACUUUGUCAGCUAGAACCGACUUGCUAGUUCAGGAAAGUGAGAAAAUAAUGAAACGGAAGUUAGUAGUGAAAGCGAAGACGGGAAUGAAGUGCAAUCCCGUUGGCAAUCGGAGGAAGUCAAUGAGGAAUCUGAAUAAAGUGAUUUCAAGCAAGGUUAUGGACAAUAGUGGUGCAUUAAUGGUGAAGAGGAAGUUGAAAAACGCCAUGCAGCAACGGAAAUCUAGGCGGGCCGCGUUAAGUUCGUCGUCGCAGGAUCAAGUUGUCGAUGAAACUGAGCAGAGUACAAAUAGUGUAGUUAAAACAUUAAAGCGUAGUGUAAUCAAAGAGAAAUUUGAUUUCUCUGAACCUGCAGAACCGACGUCACCGGUUAAAAAGAAGGUCUGCACGAAAAAUAAAAUCAAAGAUACUCUAAUUCGAACGUUAAGUUUGCGUAAAAAGAAGGAUGACGUUGAAGCUGGAAAACCGAAGGAGGAAGCAACAACCACGACGAAGAGAAAAUCUAAAUUUGAAGCGCUGAAAAAUGUUGUCAAGAAAAUGAAGUUCACAAAGAAGUCUUCGAAGCCGCCGAUCAUAGAUAAUCAUUUUUUAGAAGUAGAAAGCGAUGUGGUUGCGCCUGACAAUGAAGUUGCUGAAAAUGAUGAUAAAAGUGAUAAAAGCUCCGAUGUCCAUGCUCCGCCGACAUUUCCAGACCCAGAAGAACCCAAACCAUCAGAGUCGAAGUUAUUUCAUGGUGAGAAUAGACCUGAAGUAAAAGUUGAGCCGAUUGAAAUAAUAACCAAGCCGCCGAAACAGAAACCUUGCAAGAGACCAAAGGGCUUGAACGCUUGCAUUGCAAUGCUGACAAGUAAACUUCAAAAAGACGAAUGGAAAACGAAAGAUGAUGACAGCAGUACUCCAAAAUUAUCGGAGGAAGAGAUAGCGAAACCGAAAGUGGAACAACCAUCAUUGGAAAAGGUGCCAUCUAUUGCUGAUGAAGUUCUCAAGAAUGUAGAGCCUAGUGAAUUGGAGCAAGCCAAAUUAGAGAAUAUUCAACCAAUCAAAGUAAUAGAAGAAAGUUUCAUUGCUACUCCAACUGAAGAGCAUCAAAUCAAACAAGACACUAUUCUUAAAUCUCAGGAGAUCUCUUUGGAUAAUGUCGUCGACAUAAUAAAAUGUAUGAAAAAUUUGAAAGAACCUGAAAUUACCAAGCAAUCGCAGAAAAUCGGAUCUAUGAGGCGGAGGCAACCUAAGCAAAAAGCAGUUGAGCCAAUAAAAGAUAAAUUGAAUGAUGCCAUACUAAUUGAAGAUAAUCCAAUUGAACCAACGAACGAACCUGUGCGAAAAAUUGGACAAAUUCGCGAAGUUCCCAAAAGAAGAACUAGCAUCCAGGAAGUCAAAAAUAAAGAUUUGAGUGUAAUCAGGGAAGAACCGGAAGGACAUUUGAAUUCGUUCGAAGAAGAUAUUGAAUUGGAAACGAAGGAACUUCCUAAAUUGUUUGAAACCAUGUUCAGUCUAGGACCGAAACAACCGUUCGAAGUUAAAAAGAUACCUAAACCAUUCGAAGUUAAAAUGGUUCACUGCGAAUACAAAAAACCGAAGAAUUUCAUACUGGAAGUUCCAAAACGAAAUUCUUCGUGGUUCAGUUUUGCAAAUCCCACAGAACGUCCAGAGACAAACAACGUUGAGACAUUUAGUUCCAAUUCGAAGGUUAGCGAAUUAAAAUCGUUCUUCGAGGCUAAAAGUGCGCCAAUGGUUGAGCUAAAGAUACCCACUGUACGAAGACAAUUUGAAACAGCUAAGCAGCCUGUCAAUUGGUUGUUAGAUAAUAACCAGGCAAGCAGUUGGAGUAGAAUUAAUUUCGACAUCAAGAAGAGCUUAACAGUUGCCGACGUACUGCCUUUACCAGUUGCUAAUGUCAUACCUCUACCAGUUACUGAAGUAAUGCCACUACCAGUUGCUAAUAUAAUACCUUUACCAGUUGCAAAAAUUAUACCUCUACCAAUUGCUGAAGUGAUUCCACUUCCAGUUGCUGAAGUAACGCCUCUACCAGUUGCUGAUGCAAUUCCACUGCCAGUUGCUAAUGUAGUAACACUGCCAGUUCUUGAAAAUAAUCGGUUACUUGAAACUCAUUUCGAUGAUAUCUCAGAACCUCCAAGCGUGAAGUCUAUAGAUGAAAAUAUUGAAUCAAUAUCGGAUGAUGUAUCUGAUUCCGAAAAUUCGGUUAUUAUAAUUGAUGCACUAAAUAAUUUGGAAAAUAAUAUUACAGAAAAUUCAGAAUGUAUGAUUAUGGAGAAUAAGAGUAUAUAUGAAAAUUUUGAGAAUAUUAUAAAGAAGAUUAUACCGGAAAGUUCAGUGAUGCAAUCUUCAUGUGAUAUUUCAAAGAAUUUGAACCAGAAGCACACACCAACAAGUUCAGAAAGUAAGAUAAUUAAUAGUUCGUUUGAAAAUUCUGAGAGCGUGGCAUUAAAUAAAAUAUCGGAAAUUUCGCAAUGUUUCAUCAUGAAGCAGGUACCAGAAUAUUCAGAAACAAUACCAAUAAAGAAUAUAUCAGAAAAUUUAGAGUUACAAAUUGACAAUAAAAAUCUGGAAGAUUUUGAAGAGGAUAAUCCAAUAAUCUCGGAAACUAUAAUUGCUAGGAAUGUAUCAGAAAUUACGGAGCCAACGAUAGAGAAUAAUUUAUCAGAAAUUGCAAUAACGAACCAACCUGAAUUGAUCGAAAAUAAAAUUGAAUUUGAGCUGGUCAAAUCUGAUACAGAUUCAGAGGAUGAGUUGCCUUUAUCUGUGUUAGCUAAAGUAUCAAAGACUGAGAAGAAAAAUGAGUUUGUUCCAGAAGUAUCUAAAGAUAAAUCUAUGUAUGAGGCUAUCUCCGUAUAUGAUUUCGAUGAAGCACAGGAUGAAACCAGAGAUGUAAUUAAUCACAUAGUUAGUGAUAAUUCAAAAGAAAAUAUUGAGGAUGAGCAGAGUCCAAAGCGAAAUAAAAAGAAAACUAAGAAGGAUACUGCAGAAUUGACACCAGUUGAAAACUUCCUAACACCAUUGAAGGAGAACAAAAAUAUGGAAGUGAACAGUGAUUCCUAUCUUCAAACUCCCGAUUUAGAUGAUUCAGUGAUAUUGAAUAAGUUGUCGAAUAAAAUGAAGAUGAAGCGCGGCAAAAAAGCGAAGGUCGUGAAAAAAUUGGAAAACGAACCGGCAGAAAGUAGUUACUGUGAUAUUUGUAAUAAGAAGUUUGUGAGGGCAGACGGAUUGAAUAAGCAUAAAAGGACAUUAACGCAUAUCGCUAAAUUGUCAGAGAUAGAAGCAAGAGAAGCUGCGGAGAAGGCGAUGCUAAAAGAAUUGGAACAAAUAGAACAUGUCGAGCCGGAAAAAGAUGAAGUUCAAGAACAGCCGAUCGAAGAAUUGCCGACGGAAAUCGAAGAAAUUCCAAAUGAUAUGUACGAAAAUUUAAGCGAAGCUGAAGAACCUGAGCCUGAGAUGGAAGAAAAAUUAAUCGAAGUUGAGAUGGAGAAGGUACGGAUAGAAGGCGCGUUAAUAUCAACUCCAUUCCCAUUGAAUGCGACCACAAAUGACACUUUGCACUUGGCCAACAUUAUCAACGACGUUUUAAGUAGUCCUGAACCGACACCGGAACUUCCCAAGCGUUGUAAGAGCUUAGGAGAACGCAAGAGUUUCGAUUCCGACUCGAUAUAUAAUCAACCUAGUUUUACGAAGAUUCCCAAUAACUUGGAGCAUCAUCUUUCCAUACUGGAGAACAUUAUUGAAGAGAAUCAGGCUAGUUUCCAGUACAUUGAUGAAAUAUCUGUCUCCUCGAACAAAUCCGAGCAACGUUGUCCUUCCGAUAUGAGUCUGGUCAGUGACAUCAAACCGGACGAUUCCAAUAUUAUUACAUUUACCCACAACACCAACAUCGUGACUAGUUUAAUGCAUACCGAUGGUAAUUUUGUAAAACCGACGCAGUACGAAGAAAUCAGUGAGGACACGCGGACUUUCGAGGAACAGAGGGCAAGGAAAGCAUUGAAUCGUGAUGAGGAGCUAUUUUUGGAGUGCUGCAGUUUGCUGAAGAGUAGUUCGGAAGUCAGCAAUUUCAGCAAGAAAUCUUCGCACGCAAUCUCUUUGGUAAACACUUACAAACCGGACGACGAGUGGCUAGAACCAAAGCAGCAACAGAGUUAUCCUAAAGAUGAUUUUUUAUCAGAAGAUUCUUGCCCAAACACACCCAUCGGCGAGAAUUACGAUGAUUUCUCGAACUCGAAUACAAUUAAAACCGACUGGAAUACAAAGCUGAAAGAACAAGAGUUUGAAGAUAUCUCCAUGGACUCGAUUUCUAAUAGAUCUAACAGCAAUUUCGUCUCCAAUGGUUUCAAUAAUUGUUUUGACGAUGAUAAAAAUAAUGACUUCAGUAGGGAAAGCAAAGAGUUUGACGAUACUAAUACGAGUUCUGAAUUCAAGAGGAACAUUGACGCCAAAUUCAAUGGUCUCAUAGUCGAAGCAAUGAAAAACGAGCAAUUGGUUAAAGAACUGAACAGGAAACCCGAAGUGACACAGACGUCGAUAAUUGACUACGUGAUACCUUUAUCUAAGAGGAUCGAUAGUAAUGAUUCGUUGACUAAUGAUAGCAAGAAGAUGUUAACGAAGGGCGCGAUGAAGGUUUUCGAAGGGUUGAAAGUGUCCAUUCCCACCGAAGACUUGGAUAUGAACGAGGUGCUGAAUUGCAGUCCGAAAUCGAAGCGGUUGGAAAUAGAAAGUAGCGAGAUCAUGAAGGAAGAUAAAUCGAAGCCGAAGAAUAACAUGAAAAAGUUCGGAAAUAAGCUCGGGUUAAAGGUGACGAAGAAACGGUCGAGUAAAGUUAAGAAAAGCCAAGAGGAGAAGGAGGAGAACAAAGUGCAUGACAUAUAUGAUUUCGAAGAGACUCAAGAUAACACGGAUUUGUUCGUUCCCAACAAUUUGACUACGUUCAGAAAGCAAAACAUCGACAUUAAAGAUCCAGAAGUUAUCGACAAGGAUUUGGUGGAUACGGAUACUGAGAGCAAUAACCAUUUCAUCGAUUCCUUCAGUUACGAGGCGCCAUCGGUGUCUUCGUUUUCAACAGAAACUGAAUCCAGUGCUUCCAUAAACAAAGGAAACGGUGUACAGAACAUUACUAAGAAGAAGUGCGUGAUCAUGGGUAGGAUAUUUAAGAAUGCGUUUAAGCCGAAACCUGACGAAAUCAAGGAUUUGGAGGAUACCAAUGAUAAUUAUGUGAUAAGUUGUCCCGAAUUGGAGGUGCCGGUGCCUAAGGUUACGCCGAAGCGUUUAACCGAAGCGGAAAUGGAUUUGCUCUUCGAUAAGUUGCUGGAGGAUAACUUGGAUGGUAAACAAGAGCCCAAAGUGAAAACGAGCUGCAAGAACAGUGUCGCUGCUAGUUGUACAAAGAAGAAGCGAUCGCGAAAAUUAAGCGAAUCCAGCGAUGACGAUUUUAAUUUGGGCAAGAACCCGAAGAAGCGCGCCGCUCGGAAAAGGACGAAAGAUGAUGGUAUCAACUUGGAGCAGGAACUGAAGGAGUGCAUGGGUGUGGCUGGAAGAAAGAGCCAGAGAAAAUGCACGAGCGGAAAGCAAAAUGUAUUGAUGGAGGUGUGGAGCUCGGAUGAUUCGGAUUUCGAGUUGAAGAUGAAGCGAUCUUUGGAACAAUCUGCAGCUGAAGUUAAAGUGAUCAAAGAACCGCCCCCUAAACAAGUGGAACACCAACAACAACCGCCAAUACAUCCGGAAGUGAUCCAGGAUAUAAUCAAAGACGCCAACGAUGCCAUCAAGAAGCGUAAAAAGAAGUCCAGCAGCGCAAGGACGAAAAGUAUGUCCGCUGCUGGCAGUGCAGAGUCCACUCUGGCUUCCAACAGGAGAAAGAGGUCAGCAGCGGAGACACUGUAUUAUUGGUCUUCGUCGAGCGACGAUGAAUCUCAGAAUAUGAUCGAAGUGAAAUCGUUGCGAGACGAGGACGACGACGACAGACCCAUGCAGCACGGUUGGAUCGUCGGAGAUUCCCCUAAGAAAUUGGUGACGAUGCUGGCGCAGGCCAAAGGGAAGAAGCUCGAUUCCGCCAAGUGUGUUAAGGAACAAAACAAGAAGAGGACUACGAUUUAAGUUUUAAGGUGUAAAUAAGAAGCGGCGUGUAAAUAUCUAGUGUACAUAGUUUGCAUUUAAUAAUAUAUAAAUAUGGAUAACGAUAAAUGAACAAAAAAAAAACGGUAAAACAAAAUGAUAAAAAAUAUAUUUUAUACAUAGUAGCUUCGAAGGAAAAUGAUAAAAGAAUUAGUACAAUUUUAGAAUGUAUACAAAUUAAUUGCUGAGACCCUUUUAAUGUACGAAUGAAGAAAGAAACAAACAUUAAUUAUGUAUAGCAGAUUUAAGGAUUUUACGUUUCGUUGGUUUUCGUAUUCGUACGCGAACGCAUUAGAGUUUUUGUUUAUUAUUAUUAUUAUUAUCAUGAUUAUAAUACAUUCGUUUAUUUUUUGGGGCCUAAACGAAAUAUGAAUGAGAUCGAGCGUGAGGAAAUGCCAUGUAUCGUCUAAUUAUUUGUGAUUAUUCUUUCUUUGCAUCAUUUGUGAUUUUUGUUUAUUAUUAAUUUUCAAGA